Sphaeramia orbicularis (orbiculate cardinalfish) is the source of this 1259-nucleotide messenger RNA. RefSeq lists its product as uncharacterized. The transcript is spliced from 6 exons. Bases 64 to 1110 code for a protein of 348 amino acids. Gene Ontology annotation, biological process: response to bacterium. The record is from RefSeq and is a predicted model, not a curated record. Lineage: Eukaryota; Metazoa; Chordata; Actinopteri; Kurtiformes; Apogonidae.
GUUGACAUAACCGCCUCAUUUCACUGAAAUACUGACAAGCUUCCUCCAAAUUUGACAGUCAAGAUGAUUCUGUUAUGCGUCUCACUGCUUCUCCUUCAUCGAGGAUAUUCUCAGACUCCUGUGAUCAGCGUCCAUCUUGGUGAACCUGCGAUCUUCACAUGUGUUUUACCACCAAAUGAAAUCAGUGUCACUGAAGUCCACUGGUACAAACAGACUGUUGGGAAAAAUCUGAAAUUAAUUGUAAAACUGAAGAAAAACAUUGAACCAACAUAUGGGCCACAGUUUUCUGAGUCCAGAGUGUUUGUACAUAUAGAUAAGAAUUACAGUAAUCUGACUAUUUUGAGGACGACUCCAGAAGAUGAGGGUCUGUAUCACUGUGGGGUCUUGGAUUAUAUAACAAACACGUGGAGUGGAACCUAUUUAUCAUUGACAAGUAAAACAGCAUCAGACUACACUGUUGUGCAGCGGCCGACAGUAUCUGAUCCAUUACAUCCAGGAGACUCAAUGUCUCUCCAGUGUUCAGUUCUGUCUGACUCUGACAAUAAGACGUGUCCAGGAGAUCACAGUGUUUACUGGGUCAGGGUCGGAUCACAUGAAUCUGAUCCAGGCAUCAUUUACACUGAAGGGAACAGACAAGAUGGAUGUAACGAUAGACCUGACACUCAGUCCUCUCCAAAGAGCUGCCUUCACCACUUUUCUAAAACUGUCAACUCGUCUGAUGCUGGGACUUACUACUAUUACUGUGCUGUGGCCACAUGUGGACGGAUAUUAUUUGGAAAUGGAACAAGAAUACAAAUCGAAACCAGUGUAUGGUCACAGAAGGAAAACAUCACUUUUGUUGUGCUGUGUGCCAUUCUGAGUUUAUGUCUGAGUGUUAUAACCUUCUACAUCUGCAGCAUUAUUAAAGGAAAAGGCAACUGUUGCAGUGGUGCUGUUACCCCGGACAAAAUAAGUCAUGGACAGAAAAGUCAUCAGAGAUGUGACAAUACGGGGGUUUAUUCUGCUGCUGUCUUUACUGUGGUGAAAAAUGGCGGCAAUGGAGAAAGGAAUAGAAAAUCAACGGAAAGACAGAGGAUUUACGCUGCUAUCAAGGCCUUUGGACUGAAUUAGAACUUUAAUAGAAUUGUUUGGAAUCACUUACUAUUAAAGUUAACAUUUAUGAGUCUGAUAACACUGGUCUACAAGGAAAAUGCUUCCAGAAUAAAAGUAAUGAAAUUUUACCACAUGAGAGUCACUGAUAAAGAAAAAUAAUGUAAAAA